AUGGCUCGGCGCGGCGGCUGCCGCAGCGCCUUUUCGUGUUUCGUGCACGACCAGCUGCCCGAGCUGGAGCGGCGCGGGCUGCCCGUGGCCCACGUGGCGGACGCCGUCCCCUACUGCUCCCAGGCAUGGGAGUCCCUGACAGAGGAAGAGAAGGCAGUGUAUGCAGAGAAGGCUCGUAAAUGGAAUAUAAAGAAACGCUCUCAGAAGACAGUAAAGGAGACUGAUGUGCCUGAUCCAGUUCCUGCUCCUCUGACCACAAAGAUGCCCAGUGCUACUCCUUUGCCAGAUGCCUCUGCUCUGUCUUGGAAGAGUGAUCAGGAUAUGGUUGCAGACAUCUUCUACUUCUUGGACAUUUACAGCUACGGGAAGCUGCCGCCCCACUGCGAGCAGCGCUUCCUUCCCUGUGAGAUUGGGUGUGUCAGAUACUCCCUACAAGAUGGCAUUGUGGCUGAUUUCCACCACUUCAUAGAUCCAGAAGUACCACCACGUGGUUUUCGGUACCACUGCCAGGCUGCCAGUGAUGAAACCCAUAAGAUCCCUAUAUCUGGAUUUCACCUUCCUCGUUCUUGUUACUCAGUUGUCCUACGGGAACUUGUUGAGUUUGCCCAGCCAGCCAGAGGUGCUCAGCCUCGCUUCUUCUGCAGGUCUAAUGACAGAUUCCGAAUUAACUGGUGUCUUGGUCGAAUGGCCAGCAUAACAGGCAUUGAGAGCCACUGGGAGCUUUUUGCAGUAGAAGACCUGAUAAUGAAACUGUACCAGAAGAAAUACCAAAAGGAGCCAUCCAAGAUCUGGGUGUACAGAAAACUGGAUGUCUGCCUGUGGGAUUUCUCCAGUAAUACCAGGUGCAAGUGGCAUGAGGAGAAUGAUAUCAUCUGUUGUGCUCUGGCAUCAUGUAAGAAAAUGAGUUACUGCAUCAGUAAGUCCUUUGCUAGUGUUUAUGGAGUCCCACUAACAGCAGCUCACCUCCCUCUGCAAGACUCUGAUUGUGAUCAAAGCACAAAUACCAGGAUUGUGAAACUGGAUUCUGGACAUACCCAGAAAAUGAAAGCUGAGAGUUCUGGAUGCGACAAACCUUCGGGUUCUCCAAGACAGGAUCGAUACUUUGUCUCUUCUAAUUGUGAUGCUCCAUGUGGUGUGAAGACCUCCCCUUGUGGAGCAAGUGUUGUACAAGGAAGAGGAGUUAUUCGAUUGCUGAGAAGUGCAUCUGAUCUAUCCAAGUCUUUCAGUAAUUGAAAAUCUCUUUCACAUCCAGGACAGCUGUACUGAAACUCAAGAUGAGGUGGUUCGUUCCUUUGAAUAAGGAAAAAAUCCAACAAAAAAAAUGCAAGCAAAACCCCAAAUGCAGCAAAAAUAAGAGGUUUAUUUGAACAUGCUGAUCAGUGUGUCAGAAAAGGCCAAGUGCUGGUUUAGUUGGAAACCUGUUACAGCUGCUGUAAGACCAGUUGAACCCUUUCUUCCAGUGUUUUAGGAUCACUGAAGUAUUUCUAUUCUUACCUAACUGUUCACCUUUAUCACUGAAUUUCCUCAAUUGAUUCUGUAUUUCCUUCCUUGGAGGCUGCUGUCCUACCUGCAGAUUUUCACCAAAUAAGGGACAUUAAAGCUCUAAUGCUGACAUUUACCAGUGAAGCACCUUGGGAAUGUUGUAACAGACUGACAGUGUCUAUCAAGUAGUGCUAAAGGCUUUUCUGCAUUUGUAUAGAGUUGUCCAAGUUCCUUAACUGACAGCCAUUGCUGCAUUGAUAUUUCAUAAUGUACAGAACUAUUGUUUUUGAAGUAUUUUCAGAGUUCACUGUUGUAAUAAAAGUUUGUUUUGGUUCUUAUG
Messenger RNA from Vidua chalybeata, 1822 nucleotides. It is a transcript of the gene MAEL, whose product is annotated as maelstrom spermatogenic transposon silencer. Gene Ontology annotation, biological process: piRNA processing; negative regulation of DNA-templated transcription; regulation of miRNA-mediated gene silencing. NCBI's taxonomy places the organism in Eukaryota, Metazoa, Chordata, Aves, Passeriformes, Viduidae. The transcript has 13 exons. The record is from RefSeq and is a predicted model, not a curated record. Gene Ontology annotation, molecular function: sequence-specific DNA binding. Gene Ontology annotation, cellular component: P granule; nucleus. The coding region runs from base 1 to 1233 and encodes 410 amino acids.